AUGGAAAACGACUUACACCCUCAGGACGAGGUCCUGCGGCAUUCCCUCCAAGACCCCGAAGGCUUCUGGGCGCACCAGGCCGAGCACCUGCACUGGCACAAGAAGCCCUCGGCAACACUCAAAAAGACCAAGAAGACCCUCAAGAGCGGCGUCACCCACGACUCGUGGGAGUGGUUCCCGGACGGCGAGAUCUCGACCUGUUUCAACUGCGUGGACCGGCACGUCCACGACGGCAAGGGCGAUGCGCCCGCGAUAUUCUACGAUAGCCCGGUGACGGGCACCAAGCAAACAUUCACGUACAAGCAGCUACUGGAUGAGGUUGAGGUCUUCGCUGGUGCGCUGAGAGCCGAGGGCGUCAAGAAGGGUGAUGUUGUUUUGAUAUACAUGCCAAUGAUACCAGCGGCUCUCAUCGGCAUCCUCGCCGUCAGCCGCCUCGGCGCAAUCCACGCAGUCGUCUUCGGCGGCUUCGCCCCAGCCGCUCUCGCCCAGCGCAUAGAGGCCUCUCAGCCCGUCGCCAUCCUGACCGCCUCGUGCGGCAUCGACGGCAACAAGCCCCCCAUGAGCUACAAACCGCUCGUAGAGGAGGCUUGCCAGAUCUCCAGCCACAAGCCCGAGAAAGUCGUCGUCUGGCAGCGCGAGCAGAUCCGUUGGCACCCCAUCAGGAGAAACGACGGCGAGCGCAACUGGCAGAGCAUCGUCAAGAGCUGCCGCGCGAGGGGCAUCAGGGCUGACUGCGUGCCCGUCAAGUCGACGGAUCCCAUCUACAUCAUCCACACGUCCGGGACGACGGGGUCGCCGAAGGGGGUUCUGAGGGACGCUGCGGGUCACGCUGUUGGGUUGCAUCUUUCUAUCAGCUACCUGUUCAACAUCCACGGGCCCGGGUGCGUGUCGUUUACGGCAUCUGAUAUCGGAUGGGUCGUAGGGCACAGUUACAUUGCGUACGCGCCCCUGUUCACGGGUGCCGCGACGGUCCUCUACGAGGGCAAGCCUGUCGGGACACCAGACGGCUCGGCAUUCUGGAGGAUUGUGGAAGAGUACAAAGUCAACACCAUGUUCACCGCGCCCACGGCCCUGCGAGCCAUCAAGCGGGACGACCCCGAGAACAAGUUCCUGAAGCAGGUGGGACAGCGCGGGGGGCUCAAGACCCUCAAGGGCCUCUUCCUGGCCGGCGAGCGGUCCGAGCCGGCCAUCAUCACCAUGUACCAGGACCUCCUGAAUGAGUACGGCGCCGUCGACGCCCACGUUGUGGACAACUGGUGGUCGACCGAGGCCGGGUCGCCGAUCACGGGGCGGGCCCUCGUGCCGCACGCCGGUAAGGACCGCAGGACGGACGUCCGAGGCCACCCGCCGCCCGACAUCAGGCCCGGCAGCGCCGGCAAGGCCAUGCCGGGCUUCGACGUCCGGAUCGUGGACGACGAAGGGCGCGAGGUUCCGAGGGGCACGAUGGGCAAUAUCGUUCUGGGCCUGCCGCUGGCACCGACGGCGUUCAGGACGCUGUGGCAGGACGAGGAGAGGUUUUAUAAGGGGUACUUGAAGCGGUUUGAUGGCAAGUGGCUGGAUACCGGAGACGCUGGGUACAUCGACGCCGAGGGCUACGUCAACGUCAUGUCCCGCAACGACGAUGUGCUCAACGUCAGCGCCCAUCGCCUCUCGAGUGGCGGCCUGGAACAGGCUAUAACCUCACACCCCCUGAUUGCCGAGGCCUGCGUUGUGGGCAUACCGGACGCGCUCAAGGGCCAGCUGCCCUUCGCCUUCGUGACGCUCUCGACGCCCGAGCACCCGACGUCGGCGGUGCCGGACGGGAAGCUGGUCGACGAGAUCCAGGCGCUGGUGAGGUCGCAGGUCGGGGCCAUCGCGACGCUGGGCGGGCUGAUACAGGGCAAGGGGAUGAUUCCCAAGACGCGGAGCGGCAAGACGCUGCGGCGGGUGCUGAGGGAGCUGUUGGAGAACGCGGUCCACGGGGAGUUCGACAAGGAGGUCCAGGUGCCGAGCACCGUCGAGGACGCCGGGGCUGUCGAUGUGGCGAGGGCCAAGGUGAGGGAGUAUUGGGAGGUCAAGGGGGAGAGUCAUAAGAGCACGGAGGCUCGGGCUAAACUUUGA
Molecule: messenger RNA, 2100 nt
Organism: Colletotrichum karsti
Lineage: Eukaryota; Fungi; Ascomycota; Sordariomycetes; Glomerellales; Glomerellaceae
Product: AMP-binding enzyme
Exons: 4
Coding region: 1-2100 (699 amino acids)
Source: RefSeq, a predicted model, not a curated record